Messenger RNA from Eriocheir sinensis (Chinese mitten crab), 1267 nucleotides. RefSeq names its product clumping factor A-like. The record is from RefSeq and is a predicted model, not a curated record. Lineage: Eukaryota; Metazoa; Arthropoda; Malacostraca; Decapoda; Varunidae. The transcript is spliced from 2 exons. Bases 11 to 1117 code for a protein of 368 amino acids.
CUUUGAAGCAAUGACCCGUGAUGACUGGUCCGUGGAGGCUGAUGAUUCAUGGGCACCCGCCGAAUUGGUGACCGCCAUCACCGAUGAGGCUGAUGAUUCAUGGGCAGCCUUUGAAGCAAUGACCCGUGAUGACUCGUCUGAUGAGGGUGAUGUUCCAUUGGCACUCCUUGAAGUGACGACCCGUGAUGACUCGUCUGAUGAGGGUGAUGAUCCAUGGCCAGCCUUUGAAGCAAUGACCCGUGAUGACUCGCCUGAUGAGGGUAAUGUUCCAUUGGCACUCCUUGAAGUGACGACCCGUGAUGACUCGUCUGAUGAGGGUGAUGAUCCAUGGCCAGCCUUUGAAGCAAUGACCCGUGAUGACUCGUCUGAUGAGGGUGAUGAUCCAUGGGAUGCCCUCGAAUUGAUAACCAGUAAUGACUGGUCUGAUGAGGAUGAUGAUCCAUGGGAUGCCCUCGAAUUGAUAACCAGUAAUGACUGGUCUGAUGAGGAUGCAUGGGAUGCCCUCGAAUUGAUAACCAGUAAUGACUGGUCUGAUGAGGCUGAUGAUCUAUGGGAUGCCCUCGAAUUGAUAACCAGUAAUGACUGGUCUGAUGAGGAUGAUGAUCCAUGGGAUGCCCUCGAAUUGAUAACCAGUAAUGACUGGUCUGAUGAGGAUGAUGAUCCAUGGGAUGCCCUCGAAUUGAUAACCAGUAAUGAAUGGUCUGAUGAGGAUGAUGAUCCAUGGGAUGCCCUCGAAUUGAUAACCAGUAAUGACUGGUCUGAUGAGGAUGAUGAUCCAUGGGAUGCCCUCGAAUUGAUAACCAGUAAUGACUGGUCUGAUGAGGAUGAUGAUGCAUGGGAUGCCCUCGAAUUGAUAACCAGUAAUGACUGGUCUGAUGAGGAUGAUGAUCCAUGGGAUGCCCUCGAAUUGAUAACCAGUAAUGACUGGUCUGAUGAGGAUGAUGAUGCAUGGGAAGCCCUCGAAUUGAUAACCAGUGAUGACUGGUCUGAUGAGGAUGAGGAUUCAUGGGAUGCCCUCGAAUUGAUAACCAGUGAUGACUGGUCUGAUGAGGCUGAUGCCUUCCUGGACGUCACGGCCAUCUGUGCUGUCGUUGCGUACAUUGUCUUGCUUCACUAAGCAGCCUGGUAACACACUCACCAGUGACCCCCGGCUCAGGCGCGAGCCACAUCGUGAGCCACACUCCCGGGGAGCGAGACUCCCUUUAGUGACCGUCGCUCUUAUUACACCUUCAGGGGAGGAGCUCCAGCUGUAUUUCUUAUCUUAUCA